Cryptococcus wingfieldii CBS 7118 is the source of this 1029-nucleotide messenger RNA. Its product is annotated as ATP-dependent (S)-NAD(P)H-hydrate dehydratase. Lineage: Eukaryota; Fungi; Basidiomycota; Tremellomycetes; Tremellales; Cryptococcaceae. Gene Ontology annotation, molecular function: ATP-dependent NAD(P)H-hydrate dehydratase activity. The coding region runs from base 1 to 1029 and encodes 342 amino acids. The record is from RefSeq and is a predicted model, not a curated record. The transcript is spliced from 6 exons. Gene Ontology annotation, biological process: metabolite repair.
AUGGCCCCCAAGCAGCACGCCCACCUCCUUGCCCUCGCCAGGGCCAUGGUCCCCCCUCUCCACCCCAAACUCCACAAGGGCCAGGCAGGCAGAAUAGGCGUCCUCGGCGGCUCCGGAGACUACUCUGGAGCUCCUUACUUCUCCGCCAUGGGUGCCAUGAGGUUUGGUGCUGAUCUCGCACAUGUCAUCUGUGAACCCUCGGCCGGAGCAGUCAUAAAGACCUACUCUCCCGACCUCAUCGUCCACACCAUCCUCGACCCCAAAAAUUCGGACGCCGAAAUUAAAGAAGCUAUGAAGGGGAUCUUGUCUCGUCUCCACGUUCUGAUCAUCGGCCCCGGUCUUGGAAGAGAUGAACACAUGCAGAACUGCGGCAGGAUCGCGUUCGAGCUCGCCAGAGAUAUGGACCAGAUGGGCGUUGUGGUUGACGCAGAUGGUCUGUGGCUGGUACAGGCAAUGGUCAUGGGCUGGCCUGGUGUGCCCAGGAUCAUCCUCACACCCAACGUCAUGGAGUUUAAGCGCCUCUGUGAGAAGAUGGAAAUCGAUCCCAAAGCUUCCCCCGAAACCCUAUGUCCAAAAUUGGCUUCCGCUCUGGGCAACUUGACCAUCGUUCAAAAGGGCCCUACCGACAUCAUCUCCAACGGCCUUGCCAUCCCUUCUUCUCUACUUCCGGACGAGAAGGACAAGCAAGAAAUCUUGGAAAACACUGUGGAGGGUGGUUUGAAGAGAGUGGGUGGCCAAGGUGACAUCCUGAGUGGUAGCACCGGUGUUUUGUUGGCAUGGGGAAGUGAGUGGGUCAGAGGGACAUAUGAAUCUGUCGGUCACCCUCCCCCUGAGGAUAAAUCUAUCGCCGAAAACGUUCCCCUGCUUGCUGCCUACGGUGCCUCGACUUUCAAUCGCACUGUUUCCAAGCACGGCUUUGCCAAAAAGGGGAGAAGCAUGGUCACUGGCGAUUUGGUCGAACUUGUUGGACCAGUGUAUGAAGAGUUGUUUGGAAAGCCGGGAGAGAACGAAGGGGUCAGCAAGCUUUAA